UUUCACAGCUGUCAAUGAGGUGACAAACAGAGCCCCCUUUGUGCGUGCUUCUAUUUCCAUAAGGUAAUGCAAAUUUUUAUGCUUCAAUACACGCGACCGUCGUGGAAUAUUUACAACUACUGACCGCCCAGUCUGGGUACAGAAAACACAAAAAAGACGUCGAGAGAGGACACGUACGUUUGGAGACACUCCCACACAAGGUGAAUAAUUCUAGGACCCCAGUCAUCGUUCCCACGUAUACCAUAAAGCCCAAGGAAGUUAUCAUUUGUUUCCAGGAAACGCUUGCUUGCACUGUUACAACAUGGUGUCUCCAUCGGUCGCCAAAAUAAUCAUCGCUGCGAUCACAUCUAGCAUGUGGAUCUGGAUGCAAACUUACGUGAAGGUUCAAGUUGCUUUGCACGGACAAUCGAUACUUAUUCCUAAAAACCGGACAGAACCACCAGACCUAACGAACGACACGUAUGGAAGGCACGCAUACUCAAAUCUUACCAACAUCACCAUGCAUUACGUGACCAAAGGUUGCGAAGAUGUCCGAGCAGACCGUCCUAUGCUUCUGAUGCUGCACGGAUUCUUGGAUUUCUGGUUCAUAUGGAAUAGACAGAUAGCUACGCUUGGGGAGCAAUUCUGCAUUGUGGCUCCAGAUUUGCGUGGCUACGGCCUCACAACGAAGCCUCAAAAUCCAGAAGACUACCUGAUGACAAAGCUUAUCGAUGACAUAAAGGAGUUUAUCGAAGAACUAAAUGUUAUCAUGAAAAGGGACAUUGUCAUUGUAGGACACGGCUGGGGAGGAAUGAUUGCUUUCUGCUUCGCAACAAUGCAUGAAAAGUUAAUAGAAGGACUCGUCAUCAUCAAUGGAAUGCAUCCAAUGGCCUUCUACAAGCAAUAUUACCAAAAUGAAGAGCAAAUAAAGAAAAGUUGGUUCAUAGAGCCAUUCAAACACGCAGAUAUUCCUGAGAAAUACAUCAUGAUGAAUGACUUCAAGCACUUCGACAAGAUGCACAAGGGAUUCACCUCGGAAGAAGAAGAGGUGCACAAGUAUAUGUUCUCGAAAAACGGCUCCCUGACUGCAGCACUGAACUACUACCGAGCCUUUCUGGGUGAUAAAGACCAGCUGAAAAAACUGCCCUACCGCAAGAUUAAUGUCACCACAGUUAUCCUUUGGGCCGAGAAAGACCAAUUUCUCACGAAGCCCAUAGCAAAGUACAACCAAGAAUGGCUUAAAAAUUCAAAGAUAGUGUACUACACGAAGGCCGACCAUUGGGUGAUGCGACAAUGCCCCGACGAGGUGAACGAGCACAUCAGUAACUUCGCAAUGGACGAAUGGCAGGAUGUAGUAGUGCAGGAGAGAAGUCUUAGUCUUAGUAAACAUCCUUGGGAAGCGCGUCCAAAGAACGGUCCGUGUUCAGUGUUUAUGGAGGGGGUCAAAAAGCGAAGGCGGCAUUCGUAUGGCUUCCUUCCAAUGUUUGGAUUCAUUCCUGAAUUCUUAUAGGUAUUAAGCCGUGUGACUAUUUCCGCCUGCUGUGUUGCUUUCAAUUACUGAAAUAAAGAUUUCUUGACUUGGUUA
This is a messenger RNA of Rhipicephalus microplus (southern cattle tick), 1564 nucleotides long. Its product is annotated as AB hydrolase superfamily protein YfhM. Lineage: Eukaryota; Metazoa; Arthropoda; Arachnida; Ixodida; Ixodidae. Gene Ontology annotation, molecular function: catalytic activity. The record is from RefSeq and is a predicted model, not a curated record.